This is a messenger RNA of Fonsecaea pedrosoi CBS 271.37, 2199 nucleotides long. RefSeq lists its product as uncharacterized. The transcript has 5 exons. Bases 1 to 2199 code for a protein of 732 amino acids. The record is from RefSeq and is a predicted model, not a curated record. Gene Ontology annotation, biological process: DNA-templated transcription. Gene Ontology annotation, molecular function: zinc ion binding; DNA binding. NCBI's taxonomy places the organism in Eukaryota, Fungi, Ascomycota, Eurotiomycetes, Chaetothyriales, Herpotrichiellaceae.
AUGGCUCCGAUGCUCGAGAGAAGUUUACCAUACCAUGGCAUAGAGGGCGAGAGAUGGCAGCUGUCGCAGGAACAUCGAUUACCAGACGCACUUUCAUCAACGACCGACAUGCCAGCCGCAAGUGAUUUCCCUCUUACGGCCGCCAGUGGACAAUCUGACAAUUCUCAACUUGGAAACUUUGGGGUCAGAUACACGGUAACCUCCAAUCCGACACGUCCUGCACAGCCACCCGGACAUACCGCCGAUGCAGUUCACAGUUUCGCGCGACUGAAUUCAGCAGAGCAGGUGCAUGCAACCGAUUAUCCCUUCUUGGACACUGACUUCAAGUCACGCAUCCCACCGGAAGAUUUAGACUAUCUUGAUUGCAUCGGUUGUCUUAAGUUGCCUCAACGAACAUACCUAGACGAUCUUCUCCGAGCCUAUUUUCUUUACACUCAUCCGCAUUUACCUCUAAUUAAUGAGGGGGAUUUCUGGGACACGUAUCUUCACGACCGUACGGAUACUCAGAGCCCUUCUCGCAUGUCUUUACUUGUCUUCCAAGCAAUGCUAUUGGUUGCCUGCAGCUUCGUGUCUUCUUCCACGAUCCAGGCUCUAGGAUUCUCCAGUGUCCGUGCGGCGCGAGCGAGCUACUACCGCCGGGUCAAGGCGCUGUAUGAUUUCGAUAUCGAGAGAAGUAGUCUGGCAAGGGCUCAAGGAGCAUUGCUGAUGACGUUCCAUGUUCCACUCAAUCAGCCACAGAUCAACACGUACUGGCUGAGCGUGGCCAUUCAUCUGGCCAAAGUCGCGGGCGCAGACCAUUUCUCGACGUAUGCAGGUAGAGACCCCGCAAGACACAAUCAGCUGAAGCGAGUCUGGUGGUGUUGCAUCAUUCGCGACAGAACGAUGGCUUUGGGGCUCAGAAGGCCUAUCAACAUUCUGUCGGCAUCCUUUGAAGAAAUCUGGCCUCUGCUCACGGACCACGACUUGAAGAGUGAAAUUGGCCGAUCGUGCGUGCGCGGUACUUCGGCGAAGCUGAGACUGCUGCACAGCCUGUCGGCACUAUGCAAGCUUUGUGUGGUCCUUUGCCCUAUUCUACAGUUGUUAUACCCGAGUGACGGCGUUCGUUGCGAUAAAGAUCGUCUCGAGCUCCUCAAGGGCAUUUAUAUAUACACUGAGGAGUUGAACGAGUGGCAUGAUGGGGCCGCGAGCAGUAUGCGAGUCCAUGACCCGCGCGACAAAAGCUUCAACGUGGUCAUCCUGUUCACCAAUCUUCUCACCAUCUACUUCCAGUCUGCAAAGGCAGCACUGUGCAAUUAUAGAAUUAUGCUCACGGUGAAUGAGCCCGCAGAAUACAACUUUGAACGACUACAGAUCAAGAAUGAGCUUCAGGUUGCCCUCCGUGGCAUCGCGCAAAGCUUACGAGCCAUAAUUGACGCCGAUAUGAUCACAUUUUCUCCGAUUAGCAUGGUGGCUUUCCUUGCGCUGCCGUCAAUCUGCUACAACCUGGAUCUGAGCAACAAUGCAACCACGCAGAAAGCCGUCAGCACUUCUGGGGCCAAUAUAUACCAAGAUUUCCUCCGCGUUCUCCAGCUGAGAUACGAAGGUACCGAUAGGGCUCUGGGCAAUAUGUCAAAGUUGGUGAAUCAUAUGAACCUGGAAGAUGCUACCUCACCUAUGACAGUGAAAUCGACAUCAGAAAACCACCUGCCGGAGCGGUCAGAGUUGGAUCGACCUAUGGAGAUGGCUGAUCCUGCCAAACGUGGGGCAGGAAUCGAGAUUGUCAUUUCUGAUCCGCAAAAGUACCUUCAUAUGAGCAACACGUUGGAUUUCUUCCUUUCCCGGGGCCGCUUUCCCUCGAACCACGAUAAUUCAUCAAAUCUUGUGGUGUCGCCAGCCGACUCUAACGCUUCACCCAUCGCAGAUCGGAUGAACGACUCAACGGCUGAUGAUUCGAGCGACGCUACGCUCAGGUCCCUGCAGACGACUGGCAUGGCAGACUGUGUCUUGGCGACUUCAUCAUCAGGAUUGAAUGGGUCGGUGGCAUCGCGAGGUGCCGGCAGCGGUAAUGUCGAACUCUCUGUCAUGCUCACCGACGAACCUUUUGCAUCGGACGCCAUCCACCCGUGCGACUUCUCCUUCGAAGACUUCAUGACGGACGGACCAAACUCGGGUAUCGAGCGACUGCAGAACAUGCUUUAUGCGUACCCGGACUGGUCAUGA